Molecule: messenger RNA, 3992 nt
Organism: Nothobranchius furzeri (turquoise killifish)
Lineage: Eukaryota; Metazoa; Chordata; Actinopteri; Cyprinodontiformes; Nothobranchiidae
Source: RefSeq, a predicted model, not a curated record
UUUUUUCUUUUUUUUUUUUUUUUUGGUUUACUCAGUCAAACUGCAGCAAGUUCCGCCUCUGGCGUCACACAUGUAGCCGAACAUGGCCCCUUCCAGCCGGGCUGUUGCUGUGGUCGCGCUCUCAUUGCUUUACCUGAGCGUUGAAACCAUUUCCACCGAGUACUUCUCCACUCUCACGUUGUUCAACAAUGAGCUGCCUAAGCAGGGGUGCAGCUCGGUGUCCGAGUGGGAAGAUUACGCUGCGGACUGCGAGCCGUCGCUUUUGCAGUUCGAGGACCCAGACUGUGAGGAGGGAAGCAACCCCCCGUGCGAGUCAGUCUUCUCACUUAAUGCAGAAAAGAUCCUGAACCAGGCCAAGUUGUUUAUAGAGCAGAAAAAAAUCCCCUUUCCUGUAGAUAACCACAACACCAACGAGGAACUUGCUAUAUGCUAUGUUCUGAUAGGAAACGGCCUUUACGAUGAAGCUAUUAAACACUUCUCACUCUUACUACAGAGCGAUCCAGAGUUAGUCAGUGCCAUCUAUGGACGAGGGAUCGCUUACGGGAAGAAAAGUCUACAGGACAUAAAGAACGCGGACUUGGCACUUUACGAGCUCAACAGAGUCAUCGCACUUGAGCCCAACUGGCCAGAAGUCUACGAGCAGAGAGCAGAGAUCCUGUCUCCGUUGGGUCGUAUCAGCGAAGCUCUGAGUGAUCUGACUAAAGCCAUCCAGCUGCAGCCAUCAGCCCGUCUCUACAGGCACAGAGGAACUCUUCUCUUCAUCUCCGAGGAUUAUGUUGCAGCUAUGGAGGACUUCCAGCGAUCCCUGGAGCUGAAGAAGAAUCAGCCCAUUGCCAUGCUUUAUAAAGGCCUCACCUUCUUCCACAGAGGAAUGCUGAAGGAGGCCAUUGAGACGUUCAAAGAGGCGUUAAAGUUAAAGUCUGAUUUCAUAGAUGCGUAUAAGAGCCUCGGACAGGCCUACAGAGAGUUGGGGGAUUUUGAAUCUGCAAUGGAGAGCUUCCUGAAGGCGUUAAUGCUGAACCAGAACCACAUCCAGUCUCUGCAGCUCCGAGGCAUGAUGCUGUACCACCACGGCUCUCUGCAGGAGGCCAUCGGCAACUUUAAAAGGUGCCUUCAGUUGGAGCCCUACAACGAGGUGUGUCAGUACAUGAAGGGGCUGAGCCACGUGGCCAUGGGACAGUUCUACGAGGGCAUCAAAGCUCAGACUAAAGUCAUGCUGAAUGAUCCGCUGCUGGGACAGAAGGCCAGCUCUGAAUACCUCAAAGUUAAAUACCUCAGAGAGUAUUCCCGUUACCUGCACUCCCAUCUGGAUGUCCCGGUAGCGGAGUACAACGUGGACCAGGACUUACCGGGGAACUUUAAGAACCACUGGGCUAAGAACCUGCCCUUUUUAUUAGAGGACUACGAGGAGCAGCCCGGCCUGCAGCCACACAUCAAAGACGUGCUGCCACAGAACUUUGACAGCUACAGCACAGACGUCCAGAUGCUAAUCUGCACCGCCGACCAUCUGGGAUCGCUGAUGCAGUACGACACUCCUGGAUUUUUACCCAACAAGAGGAUACACAGAGCCAUGGGUUUAGCAACGCUGGAGGUGAUGCAGGCGAUGCAUCGGACGUGGAGCAACUCUAAAGUGAGAGUCAACGGGAAGACGAGGCAAAUGCAGUGGAGGGACAUGUUCGAUAUAGCUGUCAAAUGGAGGAGGAUCGCGGAUCCAGACCAGCCAGUUCUGUGGUUGGACCAGAUGCCGGCUAGGAGCCUGAGUCGAGGCUUCAACAAUCACAUCAACCUCAUCAGGGGUCAGAUUAUCAACAUUCGAUACCUGGCCUAUUUUGACAACAUCCUGGAGUUUAUCAAAGACCGAAUACUGGUGUACCACGGGGCGUACAACCCGAGAGGGCUUCUGGACGUCCGCCAGGCUCUAGAAAAUGUGAAUAAAAUAGAAGAUCUGCUUCCUAUAAUGAAGCAGUUCAACAGUAAAACCAGAGACGGCUUCACUGUGAACUCAAAGGUGCAGAGCAUGAAAGAUGCUGGGAAAGAGCACGACGGUUUCACCAUCACCAUCACGGGAGACAGGGUGGGAAACAUGUUGUUUUCCGUAGAAACGCAGACGACAGAAGAGCGAACGCAGCAGUACCAGUCAGAGAUCGAGUCCAUCUACAAAGACCUGACGGCUAAAGGGAAAGCGCUGAUGCUGUCCACCGAGCUGGGGGACGCAGACGCUGUGUGCAACCUGAUCCUAUCCUUGGUUUAUUACUUCUGCAACCUCAUGCCUCUCUCACGAGGAUCCAGCGUGGUGGCUUAUUCUGUGGUUAUGGGAGCGCUGAUGGCCAGUGGCAAGGAGGUCAUCGGCAGGAUCCCAAAAGGAAAGCUGGUGGAUUUUGAGGCCAUGACGGCGCCCAGCCCGGACAGCUUCAGUAAAACAGCAAAGAGCUGGAUGAAUCUCAAGAGUUUACCAAACUGGUACCGAAGUCUUCCAUCCGUAGCAGAGACCUUCCCCUCCAUCAGAACCAUGAUCGAGGUCCUCAACACAGACUCAUCCUCACAUUGUCCAAAGAAGUCCUAACUUCCGUCGCGCAGAGACGUCUGCGACAGACGGUUAAUAUGAACCGAGCUUCUGCAGCAAAAGGACACGCUUCUACAUCCUAAACAAAUCGGCUCAAAAGAAACCAGUUUUUUUUUAGCUCACUGAAUAAAUUAUCUUUUUAAGGGCAUUUAAAACAUGAUGUUCUGGUUUUUGAGGAUGUAGAAGUGAUUCUGUCCACCGUCGCUCUUCUUCUGCUUCAAAGACCUCACUCUGAAAACACCCAAAGCACAAAACAACUAAUCUAGCUGCUCGUCGGCACUCAUCGUCCGUUUUCUUACCCGAGUCUCGCUUUAAACCAACUAGAAAUCUGAAAUGCUGCAUUCAAAAUGACCAGAUCUAAGGCAGCUCUGUCGUUUAACUGGCACAUUUUCUAACAGCCGGUCAGCAGAAGAACACCUGGAACAAAAAUCUUCAGGGCUACUGAUUACUUGAAACUGUGUCUUUUUAUUUUCCAGUUGUUUUAUCAGGUGUUCGCUGUUAUUUUAAUCUCAGCAGAAAACAAAAUACUCAACGACAUCAGUCAUAGAUCUCUCAGUAAGUUUAUUAAAUUAAUCAAAAUUUUACUUCCUGUUGAGUCAAAUUAGGCUAAUUUAGCCGGUGUCUGUUUCUCAGAUGUAUUUUUCACGGUUUGGGGAUUUAAAUACUCAUACAUUGAAUAUAAAUAAUAAUCAAAACUUCCUGGGAGCUGAGGAAAGUGUCAUUUGGCUGUUAUUUAAAUCUCUGACUGAUUUGUCCUCUAGACAAUUUUAAAAUCAUUUUUUGCUUUUCUUCCUAUUUUAUUUAAAUUCUGCACCUGUCAUCUUCUCUCAUGUAGAGUUAAAGUGAGCAGUUAUUUACAUUUGAAAGCAGUAUUUUUGGAGAAAAAUUCUCAUCCUUCGAGGUGUGCGUAUUCAUUUUGAUGAACCUUACACACCGAUGCUCGGAGAAAACCUGAUCAGGUUUUAAUUUUAAACAUUUACGUGGUUUGUUUAGUUUAAAAGUUUCUAAACAAAAGUGUCAAGACUGGUAGCAGUAUUGUUAAUGGUGCCACUGCUGCCUGAGUUUAAAUUCACUCCAUGUGAGUGAAAGCACAAGAAAGGCUGAAAGUAUUCAGACUCUCAAGGCCUUAAAUAUUCUGAAUCCAUUAUUUUUACUGAAAGAUCAUUAAAAAAACUUUAUCGAUCUGCUUUGUACCUACAAUGAUCUCCCAGAUGUGUCAACUAACUUAUUUCCCGUUUGAUCUAAAAUCAGAAUAUAUCCUGUUUACCUGUUUGUGCCGACUGUUUUUAAUCAUCACCUCAUCUUCACUGGUUCAUGUUGUCAUUAGGUGCGUCUUCAGAGUGAGGUGCAAAGAUAUUUUGAAACUUGAAAGAACAUUUUUUUCUAUUGAAUGAAUGUUCAACAGUCAAUAAAACUGGGCUACAAUUUA